This is a messenger RNA of Olea europaea var. sylvestris, 3788 nucleotides long. RefSeq lists its product as uncharacterized. The transcript is spliced from 3 exons. NCBI's taxonomy places the organism in Eukaryota, Viridiplantae, Streptophyta, Magnoliopsida, Lamiales, Oleaceae. The record is from RefSeq and is a predicted model, not a curated record. Bases 567 to 3350 code for a protein of 927 amino acids.
GUGGCACGUGCUGAAUAGCCACUUAAAACAGGCCGUCAAGCAAACCUUCUGUGAGUAAUAAAAAAUAAUAAAAAUUCAGAAAAGUGAAAAAAAGGAAUUUUCAACGGCAGAGAAUUUCAGACUUGUUGAACAAUGGAGCAACGAUUAUUUGUUGAAGCGAGAAAAGUGAUAUUUUUUUUUUUUUAACAGCUGUAACUUUUCUGCUGCAGAAGAAACUAUGGUUUAAAGAUAGUAAAAACUGGAGGUUUUGAUUUGGCUUAGAUAAAGAACUGGAGAUUGAAUUUCGAGGAUUUUUUUCCAAUUGUCGAAAGAGGUUUUUACGGCGUUGUUUGCAUCAAUGACCAAAUCUUUAGCGAAAUCUCUACAGUUCCUGUACGAUACAUAUAGACUUGCCUUUACGCAGUAAUACGCUGCCUCAAUGACAAUGAAGAAUAUAGUUGUUUAGAGUUUCAGUUCAUGAUGUGGCCUUUUUGUUUCUUUUAAAGGAGCAGCACCAAAGAUGCCUGAAAAUGUAAUAGACUUUAUAAAGAGUGUUUUUAAAUGUUUGCAGGCGUAAGUGCAAAAUUAUGACGCUUGACGACUUCUUCAGCUUGUCAGAGAAAAAUAGUGGGCUUACAGCCCCUGUUCGAGUCAGGGAACUUGUGGCUGUCAUCAAGAAAGAGGGGUAUUCUAUUACGAAGAGCGUUAGUGAUGCAACAAGGCAGUGGUCUGCAGUUGCAAGAACUAUAGCUGCCACUGAGAACAAGGAGUGUCUCGAUCUUUUUAUUCAGUUAGACGGACUCCAUUUUAUUAGUAAGUGGCUGAAGGAUGUUCGAAACUUGAGUGAUGGCACGAGUGUUGGCUUCGUGGAAGAAAUUACUCAUUUACUGCUAGCACUUGAAAAGCUGCAUACGGAAGGUCAGAAAUCAGUUUCUUCUGAGAUUUGGAGUAUUGUUAAGGAUCUCCUUGGCCACAAUAGUUCCAAGUUACAAAAUACAGCUCAAGCUCUGUUAGAUAGGUGGGGAAAAGAUCGAGACGGUGAUACAUCUUCCCUGGAUGUUGAUAGAGUUGGAACAUUAAAUGAUGAUGGUGUGGGAAUAAAUGCACGUGUUAAGAGAAAUAUUUGGUCGCCAGAAUAUUCUUCUGGAUAUGUUCUUCCCCGAGAGAGUUCUGAUGAAGAAAAAUGCCUAAAAUCAACUGUAGAGUGCUCAUCCUCUGGUUUUGAUGCAUUUCAAUCUGACAAGCUUGAAAAUGCACAUACUUCUGAGAUAAAUUUGGACGCUGCUGUUAUGGAUGAUAGACCUUUAAAACACAUUUUUUCGCCGUCCUUCUCAAAGCCUGAAAACAAAAAUCUGUGCCAUAAAGUGGAGCCUCCUGUUUGUGGUUCAACAGGUACUAGUUCAGUUGAAUCAUGUACUCCAGCUGUUCCAACACAGGGUGCUUUUGACAGGCAGACUGAUCUUCACAAGUUACAGUUGACUAGUGAUGUAAAGCAGACCCCACAUAUUGGAUUUUCUCCCGAGAAAUCAGUCUCUAUCGAAAACCUUGACCUAAUAGGAGACCGACCUUAUCCUUCAAAUUCUGAUGCUGCAGAUGCAUUGAAUUCUGUGACACAACCUAAUUUACUAAAAAUUUCCAAUGAUGCAGACAAAGAUUCCUGCCAGAAAGACUCAGCUUCUGCUGAUGUGAGGACGAUUGACACUGAGGGAAAAGGUGAUAUAGAUGAUGUCAGAUGUUCUAAUCAAUGCAGAAGCUCUAGUGCAUCCAAAACUAAAGAAGGUGGUGAAUUUAACACGCAUGUAUCCUGCCAAAUUAUAGAUCCACUAGAAGUUGCUUGUAAGAUAUAUGUGGAAAGAGAAGCUAAAGAUUUUGCAGAACGAAGUUCCAGUUAUUCUGAAAAAGUUUCAGACGGUAAAACGCAGGAGCCGGAUAUAUCAGCCUCUCUAAGUGGAAAACAAUGCAAUGGAGAGGGCUCGCCUAAGGAGGUGGCAAUCGAUCGUGAUCUGUCUGCAGGAAUUUCACCACUUGCAAAAGAGUCUGCAACUAGCACCAAGAACCAAGAUGCUGAUCAGAUGAAUAGCGAACAAGAUAUGCAAAUCUUUCAAGUCACUGAGGCUGUUCAAGAAGCUGCCAGUACUGAGAAAAGCCCUUGUAACUUUGAUCUGAAUGAAGCUUAUUCAGACGAUACAAAUUGUUCUGGGAAUGUUAUUUCUAUCCCCAUCUCCAUUGUUUCUGCUUCAAGGGCUGCUUCUGCUCCUGGAUUUCCUGUUUCUCCAUUUCAGUUUGAGGGAAAUCUUGGAUGGAAAGGUUCCUCUGCAACAAGUGCUUUCCGAACAGCAUCACCUCGCCAAAUACCUGAAGGUGGCCAGGAUCUUUCCUCUGGGGGAAGCAGUUGCAGUUCAAAGCAGCGGCAUGGAUGUCUUGAUAUUGACCUGAAUCUAGCUGGAAACGGUGACGACAGAACUGAAGAUCCUCUACCAGACAAACUAGUCCCAGUAUCUUCUGGUCCAUUUGGGAAAUUUUCAGUGGAAGCAAAUUCAAGAUUAGAGCAUCUUGAGUUGGAUCUUAAUCAUUCAAGUGAAGCUGGUGAUGUUCAAUCAGAUUUGCUGACUGUGCGACAGCUCUUUCCCGUGAGAAAUGACCAUCAAUACCAGUCCCAUUCUUCCGCUUCAUCAUCGAAAUGGCCAGUGUUAACGAAUAUUGAUCUGAAUGGCGACCCUUCUUUUUUCAAUUCUUCGGAUAAUAUCCAUUUAAGAAAGAUAUCUCAGAACUUAAAUGCUGCUGGAGGUAUAAAGUUGGAUGACUCUGCAAUAUCUAUUAUGGGUUCAAGAGUGGAGAUCAAGCAUAAAGAUUUCGUUCCUCAGUUUCUGCAUGCGACUCCAGAACUUUCAUUUGACAUUAAUUUGGGGAUGGUAUCUGCACUUCCAUAUGCUCAUUCUACCAGUUACAAUGGGCUUGCACCUGCUAUGACUUUAUCCUCCAUGAUGUAUGGACCUGGUGGUCCCAUUCCAUACAUGAUGGAAUCCAGAGGAGCACCAGUAGUCUCUCAGAUUGUGGGCGGUGCUUCAUCUCUACCACCUUCCUUAUCUCAAUCAUCAUUUAUGAUUAGCAUGACAGGGUCAACUGCUUCAAACGGGGUUGUGCCUCCCAGGACUUGUUUGGAUCUCAACUCCAGGUCGAUGAUGGAGGGGCGAAAUAGGGACACUACAGGCUUCGGGCAGUUCUUGAAUAUGGGUCAGGCCAGGUCAAUGGACGAGCAGCCGAGGUCAGGUUCCCAACUCUGUAUCAGUUCAGUUGGUGAGAAGCGCAAAGAACCAGAUAGUGGCUGGGAACAUUAUCCUUUUAAACAUUAUACACCGCCACAGAUAUAGGUGAGUUUAUCUCGGAUUUCUUUCAUGUGACUAGAAUAAGAUCUAUCAGAAAAGGCUAAUAAUUUACAAUAAUAGAGAACCAAGAAAAAAAGUCAAACUAACAUGGUGGAACUAAAUAAUGAUGGUGAACGUGGAUUUAUUUUUAAUCUUGUGGCUAAUUAACCGAAGGAGAAAAGAAUCUUAUUUUAAUGUCUUUAGUUCUUGGUAUCCUUAUCAUUUCUUAGUAUUUCUCCGCCCAACAUAGGAUACUUGUUACUUGCAGCAGUAAUCUAUAUAUAUAUCAAUGAAAUUAGAGAAAGAAUAUUGUAUAUAUUAUAUGCAUAUUUGGCAUCAUUGAGGCACGGUACUAGACAGGAAUGAACAAAAGUUGACACCAUUCACUACUGUACAUCAAUUUUUAUCAUAAUUCAUACAAGCCUAUUUGGCACUUCUAUUGUG